CUCUCGUGCAUUUAUUCAAACACAGACAAAACAAGACGAAACCAACCCAAGAAAAGCUUGAUUAAUAAUUGAGCACAAGCAAAAGAAGAAGAUUUAGAGAAAGAACAGAAAGAAAAACCUCCAUGGAAGGCUUGAUUCCUUACCUUCUUCACGCGCUAAAAAAAGAUAAGCCAAAAAAUUACUACAGAAGCUACUCCGACACCUCGAACAGAAGCUACCACCGGCUUUCAAGCGAAUCUAUUCAUAAUAAUUUGGCGGAAGGCUCGUCUCACCGCCGUACUCGAUCAGAGUUUCAGCCACCUCCGGCUCUGGAUUUCUUGGAACAGAGGUCGCAUAGCUACAACAACAGAGGUUUUCCUUCGCCGGCUUCAAUGGCCGGAACCAGUGACCGGAAUGUUGCCGUGGACGAUAGUAAGGGCUCUUAUCCUAGUUUCCAAACCUAUAAUAUGGGGGUUGAUGGUUCUUCUGGUAUGCGAAGGAAGAAAAUCAAUCAUGUUUCUAAGUGAAAUCUAUACUAUAUAUGUGUAAAUCAUCAAAUUGAUUUGAUUUUUAUGUGUAAUUAUGUAAGUUAGUUUCUUUUAUUUAAUUCUUUGGUUGAGAUAAGUGUUGUGGCUGUUGUUGAAUUAAGAAGUGUGGGGUUCAUUGAAGUAAUGAAGUUUCACUUGCAAUUAAUUUGUAAUCAACAUGAAGUUUAUUAGAAAUGUGUGUGAAGAUUCGAAUGUAAUAAUAGAGGUUUGUUUAUAA
This is a messenger RNA of Humulus lupulus (European hop), 744 nucleotides long. RefSeq lists its product as uncharacterized. The transcript has a single exon. Bases 123 to 506 code for a protein of 127 amino acids. The record is from RefSeq and is a predicted model, not a curated record. NCBI's taxonomy places the organism in Eukaryota, Viridiplantae, Streptophyta, Magnoliopsida, Rosales, Cannabaceae.